UGGUCAAGUUUUUGAAUAAACUUGUGCCAUUCAUAACAAAACGUUUGGCCCGUAUUAUCAGUCUUUAAAACUUGUUGACGACACCUUGGAAAGUGUUUAUCAAACCCUUUAGAGUAUUCAUGCUCGGUUGUAGUGGACACCAACAACCAUGAAACGAGGAUCCAGCUCCACAAAUUCAAGGAGCAGCUCUGACACCCGCCGGUAUCACAUGCGCGCUCCCACCUCUCAGGUUGAUGAAAGCCUGUUUGGGAGGUCAACACAGAUAUCAGCCUCCAAGGCCAAGAAUCAGUCCCAGAAGAACCAAGAAGGAGAGACUGUUCAAAUCAUCACCAAUAACCUCAUCCGUAACCUCAGGAUCCCAUUUAAGGAUCCUUCAAGAGAGUCCAUCAUACUGCCAUCAGCUGAGUUCGAGCGGAUCACCUCAACGUCCCGGGUUCUCACCAAGAAACAGAAGGAGGCCCUGAGGGAGGCUCAUCAGAGAAAGAAAGAAGUGGACAUUAGAGCUGCAGAGGAGAGGAAAUGUCAGAUCUAUGAGGCAGACAUGUCCCGUAAGGACAACCAGGCACUGACCGAGCUGGAGCGUGAGGCCCAGGACCGUGCCAAGAGCUUGGUAGAGAAGGCCAGUGUCUCAAAGAUGGAGCAAGAGCAGGAGAUCAAACAGCUCAACACGCUGAUUCUGGGUGCUCAGUGUCAAGCCACACGUGAUGCCCAGAUCCGAGAGAAGAAACAGAUCCAGGCAGAGUUGUUAGAGGAGGAGAAGCGUCUGGAUGGCAUGAUGGAAGUGGAGCGCAGCAAGGCCUUGGAGGCUGUGGAGCUGAAUAAUGAGCUGCGCAGACAGGAGAGAAUUGGUGAACUGCAGAAAAUUCAGAACCAAAUCCAGCAACAUCUGGAGGAGAGGCAAGUGGAAGACGUGAUGAAAGAGAAGGAGAAACAGCAGAUACGGAAGAACCUGGAGAAAAUGAACCUGGAGGACCUCAAGGCCCUGGAGAAGAAGAGGGAGGAGCGGAAGCGUCUGCAGGAAGAGAUCGUUCGUAUCAAUAAUGAGACCGUACGGGCCAAGGAGCGGAGGAGAGAGGAGGAGAGGCUGGCUGACAUGAGAGAUGUGGAAUAUAGACGAAACAAAAUGAAGCAGCAGGCUGAAUAUGAAGCAGAGCAGAGAUGGAUCAAGAAGGAGAAGGAGUUGGAGAUUACCAAACUGAGGGCCCAGCAAAGAAAGGCAAAAAACUACAAGGCAGAGCAGGACGAGCUCCGUGCUCGGAGGAACCAAGAAGUCAUAGAGAGAGAAUGGAGGAGAAAAGAGAAAGAGCUCACUGAAAAGAAAGUGCAGCAGGCAGAGAUGCUGAGGACGGCUCGUCUGGAGCAGGUUCGCUGCAAAGAGCACCUCCUGGCGAUGGAGGCUGACCGGGAGAAGGCAGAGUUUGAGAGGGUGCUGAAGGUGCAGCAGGAAGCACUCAUCAAACAGGAGGAGGCGGAGGAGAAGCAGCGUCAGAAAGCACACCGCUACUCAGAGACCAUCCGAAAUCAGGUGAAGGCACAUGAGCUCUCAGCCGCAGCACAGCGCAGAGAAGUCUUUAAGGAGGCUGACAGGUUAAUGGAGGAAGCCCGGCAGAGACGUGUGCGCCUGGAUGAGGUCAAAAAGAAGAAGCUGAAGGAGCUCAGGACUACAGGGCUGUCUGAAAUAUACUGCAGUGAAGUGGAAAGGAAGGCCCGCGCUUGUUCACUGUGA
This is a messenger RNA of Epinephelus moara (kelp grouper), 1726 nucleotides long. RefSeq names its product cilia- and flagella-associated protein 45-like. The record is from RefSeq and is a predicted model, not a curated record. NCBI's taxonomy places the organism in Eukaryota, Metazoa, Chordata, Actinopteri, Perciformes, Serranidae. Bases 149 to 1726 code for a protein of 525 amino acids. The transcript has 12 exons.